This is a messenger RNA of Eriocheir sinensis (Chinese mitten crab), 1950 nucleotides long. RefSeq names its product exosome complex component MTR3-like. Gene Ontology annotation, biological process: U4 snRNA 3'-end processing; poly(A)-dependent snoRNA 3'-end processing; rRNA catabolic process. The transcript is spliced from 7 exons. The record is from RefSeq and is a predicted model, not a curated record. NCBI's taxonomy places the organism in Eukaryota, Metazoa, Arthropoda, Malacostraca, Decapoda, Varunidae. Bases 214 to 1089 code for a protein of 291 amino acids. Gene Ontology annotation, cellular component: nucleolus; cytoplasmic exosome (RNase complex); nuclear exosome (RNase complex).
CAAGGGAUUCUCCAGCCCCGCGGGCCCUGGCAACAGUGUGCUGCCUGGCGCGUGUUGUGGUGCGGCGCGGCGGUGACAGCACGGGGCGGCGUGCAGGGACAGCCACACUGACGGACGCCAGGGCUCAUUGAGGGCGGCGGUAACAAGGACAGGAAGUGAAAAACAAGGCCAGACAAGACUCUCUCCCUCCCCAGCAACACAGCUGUCAGUGCGAUGGGUAGCCGGGACACGAGGCGGGUGUUGGGGCCUGACAAGAGCAUAUCACACAUCCUACUCCAGCCACAGGAGCCACAGCCCUUCCUGCGUGGGGACGGACGGCGAUGGGACGGCCGCUGGGCACAGGACCCCAGGAAGCUAUUUAUGAGUGUGGGCAUGAUAACGCAGGCCAAGGGUUCAUCCUACGUGGAGGUUGGCAACACUAAGGUCUGCUGUGGUGUGUACGGCCCCAAGGAUGUACAGAGAGGUCAGGACUUCAAGAUGUCAGGGCAGGUGUUGUGUGUGGUCAAGAUGGCCCCGUUCUCCACCCCCACCAGACUCCCGCCCCAGCCUGACACGCGGCAGCAGGAGAUGAGCCGGCAACUCAAGGACACGCUGGAGGCUGUGAUUGUGCUGGAGAAGUUUCCAAAGUCCCAGAUUGACAUUUACGUGACCGUGAUCGAGGACGACGGGGCGCUGCUGGGCGCCUGCGUCACCGCCGCCGGCCUGGCCCUGUGCCACGCCAACAUUGAUGUGUACGACGUGGUGGUGGGCGCCACAGUGCUGUGGUACAAUGAUCAGCUGUAUGUUGACCCAACACGAGGGGAGGAAAACUACAAGGAGAUUGGAGAAGGAGCAGGAGGAAAAGAAGGAAAGACAGGAGGCACAGAGGGCCGGGGGUGCAGCCAGCUGAUAGUGGGUAUGAUGCCUAAGCACGCUGGCGGCCAGGUGGGGCUGCUGGUGCAGGGUGGCGGCCAGGCCUCCACCGCCACCCUCACCGAUGGGCUGGAGACGGCCGUGGAGCUCUGCAACAGACUGCAUGCCCUGGCCAAGAAGACCUUGCUGGACCACCUGGAGGAAACCUUGGGCGAGGAGGAAACCAGCACCUCAUAACGACCUUCUGUCAUCCUCUUCCUCAGCAUUCUCAUCUUUACCUUCCUCCUUCUCCUGUCAUCCUCUUUAUUCACGCCACCUUCUCCCUCUCUUCAUCCUAACUCACCACCUUCUCCCUCUCUGCAUCGUUACCUUCCUCCUCCUCCUCUUCCUUCAUCUUUAUCUGCCUUCUUCUCUAGUCUUAUAUCCCUUCUUCUAUCCUCCUCCUCCUGUGUCCUUGUGUCCUUACCUUCCUUUUCCUCUUUGUCUUAUCCAUCUCUUCCUUUGUCUUUAUCCCCCUCCUUCUCUCUCCUUUCUACUGCUUUGGUCCUAUCCUCCUCCUCCUCUCCUUAUUUUCACCUUCCCCUUCCUCCUGUUAUUAUUUUCAUCUCUUCCCUGUUCCUGUUUUUAUUUUCUUCUGUUAUGUUCAUCUUUCUAUUGUAUUUGAAUCUAUCAUUUUAUUUUUUACUGUCCUCCUCCUCUCCUUGUAUCCCUCCAGUAUUUGUCUCUCCUCCUCUCUCAGUCUUCCUCCAGACUUUCUCCUCCUCCUCUUAUUUCCUUCCUUCUUUGUGUCCUUACCCUCCUCAUCCUUCAUCCUGUUCCUCCCUUUUAUUUCCUUCCCUUCCUGGUCCUCUUCUUCAUCUGCUUCAUCAUUGCAUCUCAGGACUGGUUGGCAUUCAUAAUAGUGGUUUCCAAGGAUGUUUGUGGAAGCCUUGGCUCUGGAAGGGUAAAGUCUGUUGGGUGGCCGGCGAGGGUUCUGUGAAUCCUCCGCGUCUCCCUUUUUGGAAGGAGUAAAAACUGCAUCUGUUAAUUGGACGGUACAUCUUUUAAUCUUUAAUGUACAGUGGGCACUGGAUAUAACAUGAGUUAGCAGUCAGGAAA